Molecule: messenger RNA, 1338 nt
Organism: Aspergillus tanneri
Lineage: Eukaryota; Fungi; Ascomycota; Eurotiomycetes; Eurotiales; Aspergillaceae
Product: glycosyltransferase family 69 protein
Exons: 4
Coding region: 1-1338 (445 amino acids)
Source: RefSeq, a predicted model, not a curated record
AUGAGCUGGAGACCUACUCGACGAGAGGCUAUGGUUGUAUUUGACAAGGGAUUCGCUUCGUCUAUAAUUCCCGGUGUAAAUGGACACCUUUAUAUGCUUUCAAAACGUCUAGUCAUGCUGGGCCCUCUCACACGCUGUAGACUGGUUCGCCAGCGUGGACUUCACUACCGUCUUCUCUUAGGGUUGUCAACAUGUUUGUGUGUCUGGACAGCGCUGGAAGUGCUUUUCAUUCAGCACCGAGCCUCCGCUGUGGAUCGUAUUCCGUCCACUCCCGCACACCACUUCGAGCGAAUAUUUGUUGCUAGUACGCACUGGAACAACGAGGCUAUCCUUCGGAGCCAUUGGAAUAAUGCUAUGAUAGAACUAGUAAAGACGUGGGGCCCGGAGAAUAUUUUUGUGAGCAUUUUUGAAAGCGGGAGCUGGGAUGACAGCAAGGGAGCGCUCCGGGAUCUCGACUGCGAGCUAGAUCGAUUAGGCGUACGGCGAAACCUUACACUCUCUGAGAUAACUCACCAGGAUGAGAUCUCAGGUCCUCUAGGUGAUGGUUGGAUCGACACUCCCCGUGGCCAAAAGGAAUUGAGACGCAUACCUUAUCUUGCUCGGCUGCGCAAUUUAACCUUACGCCCCUUGGAGGAUCUGGCACGGAACGGCAUAGUAUUCGACAAGGUGCUUUUUCUAAAUGAUGUGAUCUUCACUGUGGACGACGUGAUCUCGUUGCUAAACACAAACAACGGUGUUUACGCCGCUGCUUGCGCUUUAGAUUUCUCUAAGCCUCCUCAUUACUAUGAUACAUUUGCUCUGCGUGAUUCUAAUGGAGAUGAGACUUUGAUGCAAGAAUGGCCUUAUUUCCGUAGCGCAACUUCGCGGGAUGCACUGCUCGCUAUGUCUCCUGUACCGGUGAAGAGUUGCUGGAACGGUAUGGUAAUCAUGCCUAUAGCCCCCUUUCUAUCGGACCACCCGUUGCAAUUCCGCGCAAUACCCGAUUCUCUGGCGCAACUCCAUUUGGAGGGCUCCGAAUGUUGCCUAAUUCAUGCAGAUAAUCCUCUUUCCUCCGCACAAGGCGUCUACUUGAACCCUAGAGCUCGUGUGGGUUAUAAUGCCCCGGCAUACGCCGCCGUUCAUCCUCAUACGGCGUGGAUCUCGCUGCACAAUGUUGCGCUGGCCCUUUGGGAAAACCGAAUUCGACGCUGGACCACAAACUUGUUCUUCAAAAAAUGGGUCAUUCGAAGAAGAGUCACCAGCUGGGAGAGACAUCAUGGUGCCCGUUUUGAGCCUGCGACAUUUUGUUUGAUCGACGAGAUGCAGGUCCUGGUGGGGAACGGAUGGGCUCAUGUGUGA